AUGUUGCUUGAACGUGGUGGUGGUGGUAAUGGCGAGGUUCGUCUUGAAAUUGUCGCAAUGAUCUGGGCCCAGCUGGACGUGGAUGUGGACGCGGGAGCUAUCGUGGUAUCUCAGGCGCAAAGUUACAGGUAUGUAAGUAAGUAGGAAUGGUCAAGGCUUUUUCUUGGGCGCAAUCAACUCGGGAUCCAUUCAACGAAAUUGGUUACGAGGUAGAGCGAGUGACAUUGGUAAAUUUAUUAGAUUAGGAUGA
Messenger RNA from Hymenoscyphus albidus, 250 nucleotides. Lineage: Eukaryota; Fungi; Ascomycota; Leotiomycetes; Helotiales; Helotiaceae. The record is from the annotation of a GenBank genome assembly.